ACGUAUCUGGAUUUUGAUGCCCCCACCCACAUUUUCGUUAUUAUUAUUCUAAAUUUAUUACUCAACCAACCCACCGUUUUUCAUUUUCCGUUCCAUUUUAUCAUCCUGUGACCACUGAUGGCGCUCAGGGCAGCAUUAGGCAGCAGAAAGAUGAGGCAACAUGGUGGUGGUGGGUGGUGGCCGUCAUCAAUAACAACAAGAUCCAUGUCAUCAUCAUGGUGGAAACAUGUAGAGCCAGCACCUAAAGAUCCGAUUCUCGGUGUCACCGAAGCUUUUCUUGCUGAUCCUAGUCCCCAGAAAGUUAAUGUUGGCGUUGGAGCUUAUCGUGAUGAUAACGGGAAACCGGUGGUUUUGGAUUGUGUUAGAGACGCUGAGAGGCGAAUUGCCGGAAACUUGAACAUGGAGUAUCUUCCAAUGGGAGGAAGCAACAAAAUGGUUGAUGAAACACUGAAGUUAGCCUAUGGGGAUGAUUCUGAUUUGAUUAAAGAUAAACGAAUUGCGGCAAUACAAGCUCUUUCUGGCACUGGUGCAUGCAGAAUUUUUGCAGAUUUCCAGAAACGGUUUUCCCCUGAUUCUCAAAUCUAUAUUCCAGUCCCUACCUGGUCGAAUCACCAUAACAUUUGGAGAGAUGCUAAUGUACCACAAAGGACAUUUCAUUAUUAUCAUCCAGAAUCAAAAGGUCUUGAUUUCGCCUCGUUAAUGGAUGAUGUUAAGAAUGCACCAAAUGGCUCAUUCUUUUUGCUGCAUGCCUGUGCUCAUAAUCCUACCGGAGUCGAUCCUACAGUAGAACAAUGGAAAGAAAUAUCUUACCAGUUUAAGGUGAAAGGUCAUUUUGCUUUCUUUGACAUGGCUUAUCAAGGCUUUGCAAGUGGUGAUCCAGAGAGGGAUGCAAAAUCUAUUAGGAUUUUCCUUGAAGAUGGUCAUUUAAUCGGAUGCUCUCAAUCAUAUGCUAAGAAUAUGGGUCUUUAUGGCCAGAGAGUCGGAUGCCUUAGUUUGGUAUGUGAAGAUGAAAAACAAGCCGUGGCUGUGAAAAGUCAAUUGCAGCAACUUGCAAGACCUAUGUAUAGUAAUCCACCUGUUCAUGGUGCACUUAUCGUUUCAACUAUCCUUAGUGAACCAGAUCUAAAGCAAUUGUGGCUUAAGGAAGUCAAGGGUAUGGCUGAACGUAUAAUCGGAAUGAGGAGCUCUCUUAGGGAAAAUAUUGAAAAGUUAGGCUCUCCCCUAUCAUGGGAGCAUAUUACUAAUCAGAUUGGCAUGUUCUGUUAUAGUGGGAUGACUCCUGAACAAGUUGAUCGGUUGACAAAAGAGUUUCAUAUUUAUAUGACCCGCAAUGGCCGUAUUAGCAUGGCAGGGGUCACAAGUGGCAAUGUAGAAUACCUGGCAAAGGCUAUUCACGAAGUUACAAGAGCCGGUUAAAGUUCAGACAUCUACCAAGGUUUUGGUUGCAAUUAGUUUCAGGUAUUCUCUGUGAAAGAAUUCAUAGGAAAUAAAAGGUUAACGCCCUUCACCUGGUUGAGUAUUGGUCGUUUGUAGCGGAUAGUGCUUAUUGUGUUGUAAUGUUAGAGAACUUAGAAAAGCUCAAUUCUUGGAAGCAGAUAAAAAGUUCUAUACUGGUAGCUUUUAAAAGCAACCUUCAUUGAUUGAAUAAAACGUGUUUGUUACUUCGAAGCAUUGGCAAAUUUAAUAAAAUACAUUCGAUUCUAGAUA
Erigeron canadensis is the source of this 1707-nucleotide messenger RNA. RefSeq names its product aspartate aminotransferase, mitochondrial. Gene Ontology annotation, cellular component: mitochondrion. The record is from RefSeq and is a predicted model, not a curated record. Gene Ontology annotation, molecular function: pyridoxal phosphate binding; L-aspartate:2-oxoglutarate transaminase activity. Gene Ontology annotation, biological process: amino acid metabolic process; biosynthetic process. The transcript is spliced from 10 exons. Lineage: Eukaryota; Viridiplantae; Streptophyta; Magnoliopsida; Asterales; Asteraceae. Bases 118 to 1416 code for a protein of 432 amino acids.